Tilletiaria anomala UBC 951 is the source of this 1132-nucleotide messenger RNA. RefSeq lists its product as uncharacterized. Gene Ontology annotation, molecular function: RNA binding. Gene Ontology annotation, biological process: RNA processing. The record is from RefSeq and is a predicted model, not a curated record. The transcript is spliced from 3 exons. Lineage: Eukaryota; Fungi; Basidiomycota; Exobasidiomycetes; Georgefischeriales; Tilletiariaceae. The coding region runs from base 117 to 1052 and encodes 311 amino acids. Gene Ontology annotation, cellular component: nuclear exosome (RNase complex); cytoplasm.
AUCUCAGCGAUCGCGCACCCACUGUCCAUGGACCAUGGUGAGGCCGACCGAGUGAAGGUUGGAAGCAGAUACACAGCCCAUCGAAGGUCCUUGUAGUCCCUAACAUUUCAGUCCAGAUGGUUGAGCGAGAACCUAUGGUCGCCCUGCCGGGACAGCCACUAGCGGGCCCAUCAACGACCUCCGAGUCGACCUUACCCUCCGCUGGGUCAGGCUCUGGAACGUACCGCCGCGGGCCAUUCGUUCUUUCCAGCUUGGUAGGGCGUGUAUCGUGCGACACAGCAUCAGAAGGUUCGAAAGCCCCUAUCGCUGCGAACUGUAGACUUGGAUUGGGUGGUAGCAUGAAGGGGAAAGGCCCUGCGAACACCGCCAAUAUCGACUCGCCACUGACCAUCUCGAUCAAAGGGUCGACAGCAAGAUUUACAGUGCCGGAGACAGACUCUGUGGUGCUUGCACGGAUCACUCGGGUCAGCCCGCGUGAAGCUCGUUGUGCAAUCCUGGUUGUAAAUGGGGUGCCUUGCGGUCUCAACGUGUCUUCCAUAUCAUCUUCGUCAGGACGCGGAAGCAAAAGCAAAAGCAAUAGCAACCUGCUCUUGAGCAUAUCGGCUUCGGAUGACGGUAAUCCGGACAAUCUCUUCCAAGGAGUCAUACGCUCGCAGGAUGUCCGAGCUACGAACAAGGAUAGCGUACGCAUGAACGAGUCCUUCAGACCCGGUGACAUUGUACGAGCCAUCGUAAUUUCGCUUGGCGAUGCUCGAUCCUACUACCUCUCCACUGCAUCCAAUGAGCUCGGCGUAGUCUAUGCAAUAGCAGCCAGCUCUACGGCCCCGGACUACAUUCUAAUCGAUGACGAUCUACCGUCAUCGUCGCAUUUCGCUUUAGGUGAGGCUGCCAACGCUUCAGCGCCGCGCGCAGGAGCAGCCGAAAGAAAGCCAGUAGAGAUCAUGUCGCGCCCUUCAGCCGUACCUCUGCAGCCACUCAAUUGGGCAGAGAUGCGGGACCCUACGACGGGAGCAAUAGAAAAGCGAAAGGUCGCCAAGCCACUUGUAGUAUGAUUUCAAGUGUCAAAGCGAGAGCUCCUACUCGGAGAGUCGGUGCUUCUCGAACCGUCCGAGAAAUCAGCGGUCCAAAUUCC